GCGCCGCGCUGCGCCGCGCUGCGCUCCAGCCCCGACCGGGCCGGGGCCGCUGGAUGCCGCGUCUCGGCGUCUGCUGCCUGGCCGGCGGGCUCCGGCGGCUGCAGCCAGGUGGGAUACAAAAGCCCCAAACUGAGCACUGAUAAUCCUCCAGGGGUGCCACCCCUAAAAGAAGCCGACGUUUCACCAUGUUUAACCUCAUGAAGAAGGACAAAGAUGGAGGGCGGAAGGAGAAGAAGGAGAAGAAGGAGAAAAAGGAGCGGAUGUCAGCUGCAGAGCUGCGGAGCCUGGAGGAGAUGAGCUUGAGGAGAGGCUUCUUCAACCUCAACCGCUCCUCCAAGCGGGAGUCGAAGACGCGCCUGGAAAUCUCCAACCCCAUCCCCAUCAAGGUGGCCAGCGGCUCUGACCUGCACCUGACGGACAUCGACUCGGACAGCAACAGGGGCAGCAUCAUCCUGGACUCGGGCCAUCUCAGCACAGCCAGCUCCAGCGAUGACCUCAAGGGCGAGGAGGGCAGUUUCCGGGGUUCUGUGCUGCAGCGGGCUGCCAAGUUCGGUUCCUUGGCCAAGCAGAACUCCCAGAUGAUUGUCAAACGCCUCUCUUUCUCCCAGUGGAGCCGGGAUGAGAGCGCCUCCGAGACCUCCACGCCCUCGGAGCACUCGGCAGCCCCGUCCCCGCAGGUGGAGGCCAGGACACUGGAGGGACAACUGAUGCAGCACCAUGUAGCAGGCAUUCCUCGAUCUGGGCCCCGCUCCCGAGUCCCCGAGCUGGUGACUAAAAAGUUCCCAGCUGACCUGCGCUUACCUGGCGUGGUGCCCCCGCCACCCCCUGCCCUCCGGGAGCUGGAGCUGCAACGAAGGCCCACCGGGGAUUUUGGCUUCUCCCUGAGGCGCACCACCAUGCUGGACCGGAGCCCCGAGGGUCAGGUCUAUAGGAGGGUGGUUCACUUUGCCGAGCCCGGAGCCGGUACCAAGGACCUGGCCCUGGGGCUGGUGCCAGGUGAUCGGCUGGUGGAGAUUAACGGGCACAACGUGGAGAGUAAGUCCCGAGAUGAGAUUGUGGAGAUGAUCCGGCAGUCUGGGGACAGCGUGCGGCUCAAGGUACAGCCCAUCCCAGAGCUCAGUGAGCUGAGCAGGAGCUGGCUUCGGAGCUGCGAGGGCCCCCGCAGGGAGCCAGCUGAGCUGGACCCUGAGGCCACCUCUCCUGUCCACAGCCAGGUAGGGUCUGCCUGUCCCCCUCAAGAGCCCUCUGCUUCCUCCGAUGACCAUAUGCCUCCCCUGACCUGUACCUGGGCUGGUGUCUGUGCUCGGCCUCAUGCUGGAGUGGUCUCACUGUCUCUUUUCCCUGUCCCUGGCUACGGUGAAAAACGGAAGAGCAGAUCGCCGGCAGAUGAGGCCUGGCAUGAGGCUGAGAAGGUUUGGCUGAUCCAUAAGGAUGGCUUCUCUCUGGCCUGCCAGCUCAAAUCCGAGCAGCUCAGCCUGCCUGAGGGGAAGGUGCGCGUGAAGCUGGACCAUGAUGGCGCCAUCUUGGAUGUGGAUGAAGAUUGAUGUGGAGAAGGCAAAUGCCCCAAUCAUGUUGAUCGCCUGGAAGACCUGGCCUCGCUGGUCUACCUCAAUGAGUCCAGUGUCCUGCACACACUGCGCCAGCGCUGUGGAGCUGGCCUGCUGCACACCUACGCUGGCCCCAGCCUGCUGGUGCUCAGCCCCCGGGGCGCCCCUGCUAUGUACUCUGAAAAGGUGAUGCACAUGUUCAAGGGGUGUCGGCGGGAGGACAUGGCCCCCCACAUCUAUGCUGUGGCCCAGACCGCCUACCGGACCAUGUUGAUGAGCCGCCAGACCCAAUCCAUCGUCCUCCUGGUGGGAGUGGUAGCGGCAAAGACUACCAGCUGCCAACAUCUGGUGCAGUACCUGGCAACCAUCGCCGGUGCCAACAAAGUGUUUUCUGUGGAGAAGUGGCAGGCUCUGUCCACGAUCUUGGAAGCCUUCGGGAACAGCCCCAGCGCCAUGAACAGCAGCACCCGCUUCUCCCACAUCCUCUCCCUGGACCUUUGACCAAGCGGGCCAGGUUGGCCUCGGCCUUCCAUUCAGUCAAUGCUUCUGGAGAAGCUAGCGUGUAGUUCGCGUCCAGCUGGUGAGGCCACGUUUCAAUGUCUUCUACUACCCUGCUUCGCCUGUGGGGAUGCUGCCCUCAGGACAGAGCUCCACCUGAACCACCUGGCCGAGAACAAUGUAUUCGGAAUUGUACCCCUGGCCAAGCCCGAGGAGAAGCAAAAGGCGGCACAGCAGUUCAGUAAGCUGCAGGCAGCCAUGAAGGUGCUGGGCAUCACCCCGAGGAAACAGAAAGCCUGCUGGCUCCUCCUGGCAGCUAUCUACCACCUAGGGGCUGCAGGGCGCCACCAAAGGUAACUCUGCUGUGCUCCCCAACAGCCUGCUUCUGGGCGCAAGCAGUUUGCUCGCCACGAGUGGGCCCAGAAGGCUGCGUACCUGUUGGGCUGCAGCCUGGAAGAGCUCUCCUCGGCUAUCUUCAAGCACCAGCUCAAGGGUGGCACCCUGCAGCGCUCCACCUCCUUCCGCCAGGGCCCCGAGGAGAGCGGCCUGGGAGAUGGCACAGGAGACAGAGCUGAUUUCGCCCAACAGGCCCCAAGUCUGAGCGCACUCGAAUGCUUAGAGGGCAUGGCGUCUGGUCUCUACAGCGAGCUCUUCAUCCUCCUCAUCUCCUUGAUCAAUAGGGCUCUCAAGUCCAGCCAGCAUUCACUCUGCUCCAUGAUGAUUGUGGACACUCCGGGCUUCCAAAACCCUGAGCACGGUGGGUCGAUCCGAGGGGCCUCCUUUGAGGAGCUGUGCCACAACUACACUCAAACCGGCUGCAAGAGGCUUUUCCAUGAACGCACUUUUGUGCAGGAGCUGGAAAGAUACAGGAGGGAGAACAUCGAACUGGCAUUUGACGACUUGGAGCCCGCCACUGACAGCUCUGUAGCUGUGAUGGACCAAGCUUCCCAUCAAUCUCUGGUUCGCUCACUGGCUCGAACCGAGGAGGCCAGGGGCCUGCUGUGGCUGCUGGAAGAAGAGGCGCUGGUGCGUGGGGCCACUGAGGACUCACUCCUCGAGCGCCUUUUCUCCUAUUACGGCCCCCAGGAAGGUGACAAAAAAGGCCAGAGCCCCCUCCUACGAAGCAAUAAACCACACCAUUUCCUCCUGGGCCACAGCCACUGCACCAACUGGGUGGAAUACAAUGUGUCUGGCUGGCUGAGCUACGCCAAGCAGAACCCGGCCGCCCAGAAUGCCCCCCGGCUCCUGCAAGACUCCCAGAAAAAGAUCAUCAGUAACCUGUUUCUGGGCCGGGCAGGCAGCGCUACUGUGCUAUCAGGCUCCAUCGCGGGCCUGGAGGGCGGCUCACAGCUGGCGCUGCGGCGGGCCACCAGCAUGCGCAAGACCUUCACCACAGGCAUGGCAGCGGUCAAGAAGAAGUCCCUGUGCAUCCAGAUUAAGCUGCAAGUGGACGCCCUCAUUGACACCAUCAAGAAGUCGAAGCUGCAUUUUGUACACUGCUUCCUGCCCAUGGCUGACGGCCGGACUGGGGAGCCUCGCUCCGCCUCCUCCCGCCGUGUCAGCAGUAGCAGUAGCAGCGAACUGGAGCUGCCCCCGGGAGACCCUUGUGAGCCUGGCCUCCUGCAGUUGGACGUGCCCCUGCUCCGGGCCCAGCUCCGGGGCUCCCGCCUGCUGGAUGCCAUGCGCAUGUACCGCCAAGGUUACCCUGACCACAUGGUAUUUUCCGAGUUCCGCCGGCGGUUCGAUGUCCUGGCCCCACACUUGACCAAGAAACAUGGACGCAACUACAUCGUGGUGGACGAAAGGCGGGCGGUGGAGGAGCUGCUGGAGUCCCUCGACCUGGAGAAGAGCAGUUGCUGCAUGGGCCUAAGCCGGGUGUUUUUCCGCGCGGGCACACUGGUGCGCCUGGAAGAACAGCGGGACGAGCAGACCAGAAGGAACCUCACCCUGUUCCAGGCUGCCUGCAGGGGCUACCUGGCCCGACAGCACUUCAAGAAGAGAAAGAUCCAGGAUCUAGCCAUCCGCUGUGUGCAGAAGAAUAUCAAGAAGAAUAAAGGUGUCAAGGACUGGCCCUGGUGGAAGCUCUUCACCACUGUGCGGCCCCUCAUUGAGGUUCAGUUGUCCGAGGAGCAGAUCCGGAACAAAGACGAGGAGAUCCAGCAGCUGAAGAACAAGCUUGAGAAGGUCGAGAAGGAACGAAACGAGCUUCGGCUCAACAGUGACCGGCUGGAAACCCGGAUCUCAGAGCUGACAUCGGAGCUGACAGAUGAACGUAACACGGGAGAGUCCGCCUCGCAGCUGCUGGACGCCGAGACCGCCGAGCGGAUCCGAGCUGAGAAGGAGAUGAAGGAGCUGCAGACCCAAUAUGAUGCACUGAAAAAGCAGAUGGAGGUGAUGGAGAUGGAGGUGAUGGAGGCGCGUCUCAUCCGGGCAGCUGAGAUCAAUGGGGAAGUGGAUGAUGACGACACAGGGGGCGAGUGGCGGCUGAAGUAUGAGCGAGCAGUGCGGGAAGUGGACUUCACCAAGAAGCGGCUCCAGCAGGAGUUUGAGGACAAGCUGGAGGUGGAGCAGCAGAGCAAGAGGCAGUUGGAAAGGCGGCUUGGGGACCUGCAGGCAGACAGUGAGGAGAGCCAGCGGGCACUGCAGCAGCUCAAGAAGAAAUGCCAGCGGCUGACGGCUGAGCUGCAGGACACCAAGCUGCACCUGGAGGGCCAGCAGGUCCGCAACCAUGAGCUGGAGAAGAAGCAGAGGAGGUUCGACAGUGAGCUCUCACAGGCACAUGAGGAGACUCAGCGAGAAAAGCUGCAGCGAGAGAAGCUGCAGCGGGAAAAGGACAUGCUCCUGGCCGAGGCUUUCAGCCUGAAGCAGCAGCUGGAGGAAAAAGACAUGGACCUGGCAGGAUUCACCCAGAAGGUUGUCUCCUUGGAGGCUGAGCUCCAGGACAUUUCUUCUCAAGAGUCCAAGGAUGAGGCAUCUCUGGCCAAGGUCAAGAAGCAGCUCCGUGACCUGGAAGCCAAGGUGAAGGACCAAGAAGAGGAGCUGGAUGAGCAGGCAGGGACCAUCCAGAUGCUGGAACAGGCCAAGCUGCGACUGGAGAUGGAGAUGGAACGAAUGAGACAGACACAUUCCAAGGAGAUGGAGAGCAGGGAUGAGGAGGUGGAGGAGGCCCGGCAGUCUUGUCAGAAGAAGUUGAAGCAGAUGGAAGUGCAGCUGGAGGAAGAGUAUGAGGAGAAGCAAAAGGUGCUGCGGGAGAAGCGGGAGCUGGAGAGCAAACUCGGCCUGCUCAGCGACCAGGUGAACCAGAGAGACUUUGAGUCAGAGAAGCGGCUCCGAAAGGACCUAAAGCGCACCAAGGCCCUGCUGGCCGACGCCCAGAUCAUGCUGGACCACCUGAAGAACAAUGCGCCCAGCAAGCGGGAGAUCGCUCAGCUCAAGAACCAGCUGGAGGAGUCAGAGUUCACUUGUGCAGCGGCCGUGAAAGCUCGGAAGGCCAUGGAGGUGGAGAUUGAAGACCUGCACCUGCAGAUUGACGACAUCGCCAAAGCCAAGACAGCGCUGGAGGAGCAGACGAGCCGCCUUCAGCGUGAGAAGAACGAGAUCCAGAACCGAUUGGAAGAGGAUCAAGAGGACAUGAAUGAGCUGAUGAAGAAACACAAAGCGGCCGUGGCUCAGGCCUCCCGGGACAUGGCUCAGAUGAACGAUCUCCAGGCACAGUUAGAAGAAGCUAACAAAGAGAAGCAAGAGCUACAGGAGAAGCUACAAGCCCUGCAGAGUCAGGUUGAGUUCCUGGAACAGUCCAUGGUGGACAAGUCCCUGGUGAGCCGGCAGGAAGCUAAGAUUCGCGAGCUGGAGACGCGCCUGGAGUUUGAAAGGACCCAAGUGAAGAGACUGGAGGGCCUGGCCAGUCGACUCAAGGAAAACAUGGAGAAGCUGACCGAGGAGCGGGACCAGCGCACUGCUGCUGAGAACCGAGAGAAGGAACAAAACAAACGGCUCCAGAGGCAGCUCCGGGACACCAAGGAAGAGAUGGGCGAGCUGGCCAGAAAAGAGACCGAGGCUAGCCGCAAGAAGCAUGAGCUGGAGAUGGAUCUGGAAAGUCUGGAGGCUGCUAACCAGAGCCUGCAGGCCGAUCUCAAGCUGGCGUUCAAGCGCAUUGGGGACCUGCAGGCCGCCAUCGAGGAUGAGAUGGAGAGUGAUGAGAAUGAGGACCUCAUUAACAGUUUGCAGGACAUGGUGACAAAAUAUCAGAAAAGAAAGAAUAAACCCGAGGGUGACUCAGAUGUGGACUUGGAGCUAGAAGACCGGGUUGAUGGGGUCAAGUCGUGGCUGUCGAAAAACAAGGGAUCUUCCAAAGCUGCUUCUGAUGAUGGCAGCCUGAAGAGUUCCAGCCCCACCAGCAACUGGAAGUCCCCUGCUCCUGACCGGUCCGACGACGAGCAUGACCCUCUGGAUGGCACCUCCAGGUCCCGCUACACCCACAACUAUCUGAGUGACAGCGACACAGAGGCAAAACCCACAGAGACCCACGCAUAGCCCAGGGGCAAGAUCCACACUCAUCUAGCCCUCGGCAACUGUGCCACCUGCCUCUCCCAACAAUGGGGUGCAGAGGUUGACUGCUGAGUUGCCUGGGAGACACUGACCCUCUUCCAGGUGUCUGAUAUCUCCACAUGGAGGCAGUGAGGGUGGUGGAGAGGACAAGAGGAGUUUCUUGAAAGAACUUUUGCUCCUUUUGCCUCUGGAUUACCACUCGCAGCUUUUCCCUUGGGCCACUGAGGCCAGCAGUGGGUGGUGUGGCCCUGCACGGAGCCAGUAAGUUGACCUCAUCUCAGCCCCCUGCUCAGGGACCGAGGACUGGUUGCCUACUGGGACAUUCUAGGUUGCUGGGUCCAUAUGGGGGGAAUGUGGGCACCACAGUCCCCCGGCUGACUUGGGGCAAAGGCUUUCUCUUCUCAGUGCCUGCUGUCUUUUUACUUUUUAACUUAAAUAUCCAACCUCUCCAUCGCAGCUGCAUGGGGUGGUGGGGCUGGGAGGGACACGGGGCAACCUCAUCUCUAGCUCCAUGCUUCAGAGAAUGGGAUCCU
This is a messenger RNA of Suncus etruscus (white-toothed pygmy shrew), 7126 nucleotides long. RefSeq names its product myosin XVIIIA (gene MYO18A). Lineage: Eukaryota; Metazoa; Chordata; Mammalia; Eulipotyphla; Soricidae. Gene Ontology annotation, molecular function: cytoskeletal motor activity; protein binding; ATP binding. The record is from RefSeq and is a predicted model, not a curated record. Gene Ontology annotation, cellular component: myosin complex.